AUGGAACUUACAAUGGAGAAUUUAGGGAACCUUCACAGUGUGUCCCAUUCCCAAGCCGGGGAGCUGAUGAGCUCCUCACAUAGCAGGCAGGCCUCCCAUAGGAACCUUGUGUCCCAUGGUCGACCUGCUAUGGUGACAAGCAUGGCUUCCAUCCUGGACGGAGGGGAGUACAGAUCCGAGCAUUCCCUUGCUGGUCCUUUGCACCCAGCCAUGAACAUGUCAUGCGAAUCACCAUCUGGCAUGAGCCUAAGUAGCAGCUACACCACGCUUACCCCUCUUCAGCACCUGCCACCUAUCUCCACGGUGUCUGAUAAAUUCCAUCACCCACAUCACCAUCAUCACCACCAUCACCACCACCAGAGAUUGAGUGGGAACGUAAGCGGGAGCUUCACCUUGAUGAGGGAUGAGAGGGGUUUAACAUCGAUGGGCAACCUCUAUAGUCACUAUCCAAAGGACAUGGCGACCAUGGGGCAACCACUCUCUCCUCUGUCCAACGGCCUAAGCUCGUUGCACAACUCUCAGCAAUCAUUGGGCCCCUACGGACAUGGUGGACAUUUAACCAACGACAAAAUGUUAUCUCCAAACGGCUUCGAUUCCCAUGCUGCCAUGCUUUCCAGAAGCGAGGACCAUCUGUCCAGGAGUUUGGGUGCUCCAGGUCCUGGCAUGAUGCCCACUUUGAACGGAAUCCAUCCACAUGGGCAUCAUCACGCUUCGUCUAAUGGCUCAAUCCUCGGUGACAGGGACAGGCAGGCGUCGACUUCAGUGUCUCAGGCUGGUGGCAAUGGUCAAGUGGAGGAGAUUAACACCAAAGAGGUGGCUCAGAGGAUCACGGCCGAGUUGAAGAGGUACAGCAUACCCCAAGCCAUCUUUGCUCAGAGGAUCUUGUGCAGGUCUCAGGGAACCCUGUCUGAUCUCCUGAGGAAUCCCAAACCUUGGAGUAAGCUUAAGUCUGGACGAGAGACCUUCAGGAGGAUGUGGAAGUGGCUCCAGGAGCCAGAGUUCCAAAGAAUGUCCGCUCUGAGGCUGGCAGCUUGUAAACGUAAAGAACAAGAACAGCAAAAGGACCGUAACCUUCAGCCCAAGAAGCAGAGGUUAGUCUUCACAGACCUUCAACGACGCACCCUUAUAGCAAUCUUUAAGGAAAAUAAGCGUCCUUCCAAGGAAAUGCAGAUCACAAUCUCUCAGCAGCUUGGCCUUGAGCUUAACACGGUCAGUAACUUCUUCAUGAAUGCACGACGACGAUGCAUGAACCGAUGGCAAGAAGAACCAGGGGUCAAUCCUGGCAUACCUUCAGCAUCCACAAGCACUUUCUCUAAAGCAUGACUUUUUCCCAACUCCUUACAUCCUUCAAGAAAUCCCCAGUUUCAGCUGUCAUAAAACUCACACAAAAUAUUGAAAACCAAAUUCAGAUACUAUUAACUUUAUUAUGAAAUAAGGCAAUUUGUUGUAGGCAUUUGAGAGCCUGCAAGAGGAAACCCUCACUGGAGCUGUUUUUUGUUGCUUGAUUGACCAAAGAAAUAUUACUUUGCUGCUUCAUAUAAUUUUGCAUUUUUAAUUUCAAAACCAACAAUUCCAUAAAUAAUGAUGGUUAAACGGUUUUGAUGUUCAAUUAACUGAGCAAAUGUGACUAUGCAGAUGUAUUGCCAACAUAAAAACAUGACUAACAUAAAUAUAUUGACACUG
Spea bombifrons (plains spadefoot toad) is the source of this 1683-nucleotide messenger RNA. RefSeq names its product one cut homeobox 3 (gene ONECUT3). The record is from RefSeq and is a predicted model, not a curated record. Gene Ontology annotation, biological process: regulation of transcription by RNA polymerase II. NCBI's taxonomy places the organism in Eukaryota, Metazoa, Chordata, Amphibia, Anura, Pelobatidae. Gene Ontology annotation, molecular function: RNA polymerase II cis-regulatory region sequence-specific DNA binding; DNA-binding transcription factor activity, RNA polymerase II-specific. The coding region runs from base 1 to 1323 and encodes 440 amino acids. Gene Ontology annotation, cellular component: nucleus. The transcript is spliced from 2 exons.